GCCGCGUCAUGGCGGCGGCGCCGGUGCUGUUGCUCGUGUCCGGGCGCGCGCAGUCGGUGAGCUUCGCGCAGAGCGUGUGUGGCCUGCUGGGCGCCGGGCCGGGGCUCGGACCAUGGCCCACGCACUGCAGCUUCAAGCGGGCACAACUCGUCCUCUCGGACAGGCCAUUCCCAGGCGCGUCGGCCAGGCUUCCGCUCCAGCGACCCCUUUUCUGCCCUUUUGCGGCCCUGGACCAGCAGCCCAGGGCUCCUGGGGCCGAGCUGCCCACGAAUCGAGGUGUGGAUCUGGGUGUGGCGAUCCUUCUGCAGUCCAGCGAUCAGACUGUCUUGUUGACCCGAAGGACCCGCACCCUCAACGUGUCCCCCAACCUCUGGGUACCCCCAGGUGGGCAUGUGGAACCUGAUGAAGAGCUGCUGGAUGCGGGGCUUCGAGAGCUUUGGGAGGAGAGUGGACUACAGCUGCCCCAGGGCCAGUUCUCUUGGGUCCCUCUGGGGUUAUGGGAGUCUGCCUAUCCUCCCAGGCUGAGCUGGGGUCUCCCCAAAUACCAUCACAUCAUUCUCUAUCUACUUGUCAUCUCCCAGGAGUCACAGCAGCAGCUGCAGGCCCGGAUCCAACCAAACCCAAGUGAGGUGAGUGCCCACAUGUGGCUGGGACCAGAUGUAGCAGCUGCAGUAGCUGCCACAGAGGAUGGGACAGAGACACCCAGACAUCUUCCCCAGGACCUACCGCCUUCUGUCCUUGCAGUGGAACUAGCAGAGGAGGGAGGAGCUCGACCUCUGGCCCUGCCCACGUCCACACUGCUGCGAACGACCCCCGCCACGGCAGACAGCAAAGAGAGGGUCAGCACUGGGACCAAGUUUGCCCUCAGGCUCUGGCUGCAACAUCUAGGCAGGUAGAGCCGGGAUAGCGGCUGAGGUGACAGGACAGUGCUUCUUCGUCGGGGGUAGGUCCUCCUCAUCUGAUGAGCUUUCUAUUGUCAAGUCAAUAACUUCAACCUUCUUCUUAUUCUCUGAUGGAUUGCCCUCUUGGACUGGGCUAUACUGGAGGCCUGUGGUAAGAAGACUGUGUCUCAGAGAAGAGGCCAUACAAGACUUAGCUCAACUGGAGGACAGGGGGUCACUCACCAUCCAGCCCAUACCCUGGCGGGGGGCAAACCUCAGAUGCCUCCUUCUUAGGUUUCAUUGGGCACCAGGAUCCAUCUUCCAUGAACUGGAUCUCAUCACAAUCCGAGCAGGAAUUAAGAAUCUCCAUGAAUAAACUGGGGGGCGAGGAGGGGGGAGAGAUGGGAACUCAUGUGGCUGGGAGAUGGCUGGAACAGUAGCCAGGGAGUUCUGAGACUCCCUUCCUGAACCUCAGUUUCCUCAUCUGUAAAUUAGGGAUGUUAUCCACCCUCCAGACCUCUCUGAGUCACUGGAAUCAAAUAAAGUAAUGGGUAUAAAAGAGCUUUGAAAAUUUUAAA
Messenger RNA from Hippopotamus amphibius kiboko, 1459 nucleotides. RefSeq names its product nudix hydrolase 17 (gene NUDT17). The transcript has 8 exons. Gene Ontology annotation, cellular component: cytosol. The record is from RefSeq and is a predicted model, not a curated record. The coding region runs from base 9 to 896 and encodes 295 amino acids. Gene Ontology annotation, biological process: NADP+ catabolic process; NAD+ catabolic process. NCBI's taxonomy places the organism in Eukaryota, Metazoa, Chordata, Mammalia, Artiodactyla, Hippopotamidae. Gene Ontology annotation, molecular function: NADH pyrophosphatase activity.